AUGACACACAUAUCCUCCUCUGUUUCGUCCGGAGAGACUACGCCGCCUAUUCAUUCCUGUAACUCUCCCAGUUACGAGUUGCUUAAAGGCGCACUGGUUCUGGCCCUCCAGGAACCUUCCCCCGUCCAUCUCAGUCAUCGCUCGAUGCGGAGAAGUAACAACCCAUACUUGACCACCGGACACUCAUCGAACGCCUCUGUCGCCUCUGUUGCCUCUAUCGCCUCCACUGCAACCAUAUGUUCCACAACCCCUAUUCGCAGUCAAGAAGCCUCGUGGAGGCCUAGCGACCCCGAAAAGGCUUCAGACGCGAACGACAAUGAUCUAUCUCAGGCUCUAGCUGAAGACAUUGCCGCUCUCGAGCCCAUCGAGCACGAUUACCAUCGCCAACAGCCAUUCUGGCUCUUUUCCAUGAUAUGGGCCCAUCAAAUCUGGUGGGUUAUCGCUGGAGUAAUCAACAUUCCUUUCUUCUAUCAUGUCUCGAAAUAUUCCUCAUCCACCGCUCGCACCAAUUUUAUUGCUCAAGCUUCGUUGGUCAACCUGACAAUUACCGUUCUCGUCCGCAACGAGCUUCUAUUGGCUGGGCUGUACUGGGCGUUUAGCAAGAUUCCAUUCCGCCGCUUCUAUGCUCACCGGAUGUUGCAUUCUAUUGGCGGACUUCACGUUGGUUGUGCAUUUGGUACAUUCAUUUGGAUCAUAUUCUACAGUGUGGAAGUUGGGCGCUCGACUUCCCUUAAUUCGACCCUGGAUAUCGCUCUCUUGGUCACCUCGAUCAUACUUCCAGUCGGCAUCACUGUUAUUAUAUUCUUUGCUCUUCGACCCCUUCGUGAACGAUUCCAUAACGCCUGGGAAUAUACACAUCGAUAUGUCGGCUGGACCGUUAUUGCAGACCUGGUCGUUCACCUAGGGCUGAAGGCCGCAACCCUCGAUACCCCUGAACAACUAUUCUAUACAUCACUUCCAUACCUCACACUCGCUUGCAUCAUUUCAAUCUUCUACAUCUGGUUCACCGUUCGCCAUGCCCAAAUCUCUAUUCGGGCCAACCGCAGCGUCGCGGUUGUAACACUCCCCGGGGCCCCGACCAUGCGCAGCGGCACGUUUGCUCGAAUUAGCCGGGACGGUUUCGAAUGGCACGCCUUUUCAGUUGCGAUGACCGACUUUGAGAAACGCGAGUUCUCGCUGAUUGUCGGGCGCGCUGGGGACUGGACGACUGGUCUGAUCAACGAUGCCCUUGAUACUCGGGGACCUGAGAAAAUUUACAUCCGUGGUGUUUGUCCACCAGGGUUUAUGUAUAUGCACCGUUCAUACAAAAAGGUUGUUACCGUGUGCACCGGAGCGGGAAUCGCUCCCGCCUUGCCACAUAUUGAACAACAUACCAGCGACAUUAUGCUCAUCUGGAUCGCCAAGAAUCACAGGAAGACGUAUGGAGAAGCCGUCUGGAACACAGUCACCUCGAACCUGCCUGCGAACCAAGUGAUCCUGCACGACACCAGUCUUUCGGGACGCCCGGAUAUCGCAUCGUUGCUUGAAAAAGCCGCAAUAGCCCAUGACGCCGAGGCUGUAUUUGUCGUUAGUAACGAUGCAUACACAAAUUUAAAAGUAUUCCCAGCUAUUUCCUGUUUUGGGGCUCGUGAUGAGGCUGGAGUCAUUGCCGGCGGCAGCUCAUACGUCAUAGAGGAACGUGCUAGCUACUACACCUCCUACUCGCACUUUACGAUCAAUUUCACGAUUAUGCGACUUGCUCUUUGUACAUUGCUUACUUUUUUGGGGACGGCUCUGGCUGCACCACACCUCAAUAAUAAACGGACGACAAAUGAUAAUAUCGUUUAUAUUACUGACGUCAAUACGUAUUGCAUAAUUAUGCCUCGCAGCGAGCAUACCGAUAUCGGCACAUCAGAAUUUCCUGGCGGGAUGAAAACGUUCUGUUCUCCGAAUGGGAUCUUUGAUGCUAAUCUACAGGGGAAACUCCCACAGGAUUUCUGGAGUAACGUUGAAAUUUCGACUGUUCCUGGGGUCAAUGGAGCCCGUAGGGUACAAUUAACCGGAUGUAUUCGGCCUGAACUUUCAACUCAAUUAAACCCGGGCGAUGGAGGUGGGCAGUACGAUUCGAGCGGAGGUGAGGGUGGAUUAGGGAAUCCUAGGGAUAGUGUUUGCCUCGGCUACAACCACUAUGUCGAACUUAUCGAGCCGGCCGGCCAGAGAGCGUGUAUUCGGUGUUGCGAUGAUCCUGCCGACUGCCCCCUCACUAUGGACACACUGGGAUGCCAGACUGUGAUUCCAGGGAAUUACUUUGACUGUGCCAAUUAG
Rhizoctonia solani is the source of this 2304-nucleotide messenger RNA. RefSeq lists its product as uncharacterized. The coding region runs from base 1 to 2304 and encodes 767 amino acids. The transcript is spliced from 15 exons. The record is from RefSeq and is a predicted model, not a curated record. Lineage: Eukaryota; Fungi; Basidiomycota; Agaricomycetes; Cantharellales; Ceratobasidiaceae.